AUGUCUCAUUUUAAUCAGAAAUGCGCGGGCUACAAUCGUGCAUCAUUAAGAAAAGGUUUUGGUUAUAUUUUAGAAUUUCGGAAAAAGGACGAUGCUCAAGAUGGUAUUUCAUCAGAUCUUUUGCCAACAUGCUGUUCACUCCCACUGUUGACGACAGAUGUGGUUCAUACAAUAAUAUUAGAAGACGAUGAUAAUAUUGUUUCAAUGCAAGAUGAUAAUGAUACACUUUUCAUAGAGGAACAAGACGAUGCUGAAGAAGAUAAUGACAUAAUGAUUGUAGAAACCAAAUGUGCUGAUGCAGAGGAUGAUGACGUUGUAUUCAUUGAAUGGAAGUGUGCUAGCGGCGACGAUGAUGAUAUCAUUUUUCUGGAAUACAAACCAGCAUCUAAAAUUGCAGACAUUUGA
This is a messenger RNA of Didymodactylos carnosus, 405 nucleotides long. Lineage: Eukaryota; Metazoa; Rotifera; Eurotatoria; Philodinida; Philodinidae. The record is from the annotation of a GenBank genome assembly.